This is a messenger RNA of Chilo suppressalis (striped riceborer), 2675 nucleotides long. Lineage: Eukaryota; Metazoa; Arthropoda; Insecta; Lepidoptera; Crambidae. The record is from the annotation of a GenBank genome assembly.
CUGAGUUCGAUGUGGUGUUUUACUUGAUGUGAUUGUUUUUAAACCGAAUUGAGUUGUAUUUAUAUUUAUUAUGACGAGUUUAAUUGAUAAAAUAGAACUUUUAAUAAAAAGAGAGAAAACUACUCCCGAGAAAAAGAAAGACGACUCAAAUAAAUCUUCAAGUGAAAUACUUUCAGAAUUAUUCGGUGCUUUCAACGCCGAUCCUCCAAAAAUAGAAGAAAUUUCUUCAAAAAAAUCAAAGAAAAGCAAGAAAAAACACAAAAGGGAGAAAAAGAAACGUAGCCGAAGUAGCAGUAGCAGCAGUGAUUCUGACGACAGUGAUCAUUCACAUAGACGUAAAAAAAGAAAAAAGAGCAAGUCUAGUAAAAGAAAAGAUCAUGACCGGUCUCCUUCAUAUCAUCGUUCAAAGACUCCUGUGUUAAUAGUCAAACCUGACCCAGAAACUAAGAUAAAAAAUGAGAAAUCUGUAAAAAUUCAGGCAAACAAAAAAAUCAAAGAAGAGAGCACUACCCCCACAAAAAAGGAAGUUAAGAGAGAACCAUGUAUUGAAAAAGUUAGUAUUAAAGUUGAGAAUAAUAAAGAUGUCAUAGAUACAAGUUUAAUUCCUAUGCCAGAGUCUCCAGAGCAUAAAUUAGAUGAAAGCGAUUUAAGACUUAAACUCGAUAGCAAAAAGAAUGAAGAAAAUGAUAAAUCUAAAGGAAAGAUUCAAAUCAAAAACUUGAAAUUCAGUACUGUUUUUGAAGAAACUGUGAAGAAAGCUGAAGAAGAGGCUAGGAAAAGAGCUGAAAAGUAUGAGGAAGGUGAAUACACAGACUCCUCUUGUGAAUCUGUAAAGGAAGUAGUUGAUAAUGCACAAUUUCCCAAAAGCUCUGAUCCUGGUGGUAUACUUAAACAACAAGCAGCAGAAGAAAUCAAAAUACCAGAAGAAGAUAAAAGCAGUUCUAAAAGGUCUAGUUCUAAGCAAACAGAGUCUUCACAGAAGUCAUCACGGAAAGAAAGGGAUAAAAGUAAAGAGAGAGCCAGCAGUAAAUCACGAAAAAGGUCAAGGAGUAAAUCGAAGAGGUCUCGGUCUCGCUCAGCAUCUCGCAGACAUCGUUCAAGCCGGGACUUAGACCCGCGGCGCCGUAGUAGAUCGAGACACCGGUCAAGGUCGAGGCGAAGGUCCCGUUCUAGGGGCCGACCCAGACAUCCAUCGCCUAGACAUAGAGAGAGAGAAAGGGAAAGGGAGAGAGAGAGGGAACGAGGAAGACGUUCAAGAUCACCGUCAGGUGUAAAGUUAGCGGAUAGUGAAAAGAAGCGGCUAUUAGAAGUGGCUCGAAGGAAUGCCAUCAACAUGCUCAAGAACGGAGCAGUGCCGGCCGGUGCUGCUGCCUUACCACCACAUACUAGGAGUCAAGUCAUGGCUGCCAUACAAUCUGGGGGUAAAUCAGUUGAUGAGUUAACGGACUUCUGCAAACAUUUAUCAAAGAAAGAAGCUUUAGGUGAACUGUCUUCUGUGUCAUCCAAUGACGAAGAUAUGAGUGAGAAUGAAGAUACUAUUGCAUUCCAUCAUCCAUUCCUUGUUAAGGAGAAAGCUCCUAUUGUAAUGAACAUUAGGGGUGGUGCUCCUUUACCUAUUAAAACCACGGCAGCCGUGGUCAACAAGGACGAGCUUCGGUUACAGUUCCCCGUGUCGUCUGGAUCUCAGCACAGAGAGAAAGCAUCGGAAUGGGUUCCCGUUUCCCCAUCAAAGAAAGAUAUGCAAGUAGCAAAACUGAAUUCAACCAACCCCAAGCCGACUAAACCUGACGCAAUACCAGCAAUUGAAAGCUCUAAGGAACCUUUGGCACUUCCUGCCCCUCCCGCUAAGAAUACUCCAGCUUACCUCACUGGGUUUACUUCAGGAUCUCAGCUGUCAUCAGUACCUCCAGCGCUUCCAGCACCCGGACCACAAGCUUAUCCACCUGGAAUUGACCCGCCCAAGAUUGAUGUUGCUGCAAUAGUGUCUCAAAAGAUAGCGAUGAUUCGCAAGGAGCAAGAAGAUAAUGAAAUUUCUAGUACACGUGGAUUUGGUUGGAGUUCGUCUAGUACACUCGGGGAAUUCACAGGAUCUACGGGAGCGCAAAUUCUAACCCCAAGAGAAUUAGCAAGUGGUACCCAAGCGUGGGCAAAGAAGGAUCAGCUGGUGAAAGCGGCGCCCGUAGAAGGGGGUAUGGGAAUGCAUCUACUGCAAAAAAUGGGCUGGACUCCCGGCCAGGGGCUAGGCAAAGAGGGCACGGGAACCUUGCAGCCGUUACUGCUGGAGGUGAAGCUGGACACCCGCGGCCUACAGGCCAAAGAAGAGGUCAGUAGCCGUAUCAACAAAGGCAUAAAAAAUCAACGACAAAGCAGAAAUCGCGGCCCCGCCCCUCUAGUCGCUGGCGGCAAACAUCCCGUCUCGUUGCUCGGAGAGUACUGCUCAAAGCAGAAGCUAGGUCCGCCCGAGUACAAUUUAUGCUUCGAGUGUGGCCCUGAUCAUAAGAAAAACUUUUUAUUCAAGGUCAAAGUUGCUGGAGUCGAAUAUCAACCGGCAGUAGCUAGUGCUAAUAAGAAACAAGCAAAGGCUGAUGCAGCACAGUUAGCACUACAAAAACUUGGCAUUGUUACAUGAAAGAACAGAAAAAGUAUUUAUGUAUUUUGCAUAAACAAAUACUCGU